AUGUUUUUGUUAUUCUUUUCUGAGAAUCAAUUCAAGAAAAGCGAAUAUGAUGAAUGCAAAGGACCCAAUACAUAUAAAGAUGUUAAUGGUACAUGCACUUGUUUGAAAAAUUUUCCUUUCGGAGAUCCUUAUUCACAGCAAGGAUGCUAUGUUUGCAACGAUCAAUGCCAUGAUAACGCUAAAUGCAUUUUUCCAGGAAAAUGUGAAUGCGUAGAUGGUUUAAUUGGAGAUGGAAAAUCACAUUGUGAUCUUCCAAUACCAAAACUUCUCAGUGUAAGUCCGUCAAAGGUUUCAAAGAUAAAUCCUACAAUAAUUACAGCUGAAUAUGAAAUUUCAUCGAAUUUCACUGCAAUUGCAGGUUACUGCAGAAUAGGAACAUUAAUUUCAAAGGCAGAAAAAGUUUCUAGGCGUGAAUUUAAAUGCAAAGUAAUUCCAUCGGAAACACCAAUUCAACGCGUUUCGAUUUCAUUUGAUAAUAUUUCUUGGACAGAAGAAGCUUUAUACAUUCAAUUUAUAGAAAACUAUGCACCAGAAACAUUCCAGAUUGUCUGGCAAGUCUGGAUUUUUGUAAUAAUAAUAGUUGGCGGAGUAUAUCUUUAUUUCAGAACGAAAAAGGUCGAAGAAAAAGCAGAACAGUUUACAAAAGAAGAGAAAAAGAAAUUCUUAGAGAUUUAA
Molecule: messenger RNA, 675 nt
Organism: Trichomonas vaginalis G3
Lineage: Eukaryota; Parabasalia; Trichomonadida; Trichomonadidae
Exons: 1
Coding region: 1-675 (224 amino acids)
Source: RefSeq, a predicted model, not a curated record